CGAACCUCUUUACUAGUACUUCCGCACUGAAGGCAAAUUGAAGUAUUUUUCAAGACUAUUCUAGAUUAAAAAGUAGAUUAAUGUAAAGUGAUUUUACCGAGACAGUUUUCGAGGCGGGAUUUUCCUAUUGACAAUAGACGAUAGGUGAAUGUUUUCUCUAGCGCUGAAAAUGUAGUAAUGCUGUUGUCUUUUCAUUCGGGACACUGGUAAAAUAUGGCCACUGUUUUAGAGUCGUAUCUAGAUUCCCGUGAUGAAGAGAAAGAACGCCGAGUAGACAUAAUAUGCUUUUGCUUGAUCGUUUCACUAAAACAAUGAAUGACGCCUAGCUAUGUUUCUGAUUGAUCCAAAGGGAGUGACGUCUUUUUUUCUGAAUGUUUAUCAAACAUCAGUUUGUAUCUGACGAAUAGGCACCGCGUUUUUUUGCUGUCAACCACGUCUCCUCUGCACAGCAGCGUAAUAAUAGGCCUAAAAAUAAUAAUCCUACUAUAUUACCAAUUGAGAUGGGUGAUUUUGGGAUUGUUUUACGUCUUGAUAUGUUUUGAUAUGUUGGAGUUUUCCUAUUGAUCUCUUAUAAUAAUGGCAUUAUUAUUGUUAAAAUAUUUAUUUUAUAGUAAGAACGAAUAUAUUAUGUUAUGUCAUGAUUUUCUAUUUUUGACUUCUGUAUGAGUAUGGGACUUCUGUAUGAGUAUGGUACACUUCUUCUCAUGACACUGCUAGUCAUUGCUCAGAAACAUAAAUUAAUGUUGCACUCUCUUCUCAUCAUGCUUGACCCUUAUCAUAUUGUAUGAGCCUUUAUAAUGUCUUAUAAGCCUUUAUAAUGACAUAUUAUGUCUCUCUAGGACAUUUUCAACUGCCUCAAACUGGCUGUUAUUAAAUCAGGAUCAUUCUGAUAAUAUAAUACCUCAUAAAGGGAUCAUAUUCUUAUAAAAGUCUUAAAAUGCAUUUUAACCACAUAAUAUUCCAUAUACCUGUUAUCAAAUUAAUUGCCACUGUGUUUUCUCUCUCCCACCAGGCCUGCAGGCAGCUGCCAUGUCCAUGGCCCAGCAGCAGAACCAGGUGAUCCUCCAGUUCCGCUUCGGAACCUUCGGAGACUCUAUGCUGCAGAAGAUGAACCUGCUUCGCUGCCAGACCCGCUUCUGUGACGUCACCGUGCGCAUCAAUGACCUGGAGGUCCCCGGUCAUAAGGUGGUGUUGGCUGCUGGUUCUCCCUUCCUCCGGGACCAGUUCUUCCUGCAGGACUCGUCCACGAGGGAGGUCCAGAUCUCCAUGACCCAGGAGGCGGAGGUGGGCCAGCGGCUGCUGCUCUCCUGCUACACGGGCACCCUGGAGCUGCCUGAGCUGGAGCUGGUCAACUACCUAACUGUGGCCAGCUUCCUCCAGAUGGGCCACGUGGUGGAGCAGUGCACCCAGGCCCUCAAGAAGUUCAUCCAGCCACGACACUGCCAAGUGAAACAGCAGCCUCAGGAGGAGGAAGGAGAUGGAGGGACUCUCAGAGCCUCUCCCACCCAGAAAAUACAGGAGCUGCCCCAAGCUCAGUUAAUACAUCGUGAGGAGGAGGAUGAUGAAGAUGAUGAUGUGAUAAUUCAGCCGAUGACCCCUCCCCAGAGGCAGAGGCGAGACAGGGGUGAGGGCGAGGAGAGCCCCAUCACCAUCGUAAAGGUGGAGGCCGUUUGUGAGCGGGUGUCGGAGAUGUCUGAACGCUCCUCUGCCUCCAUUGCAGGGUGCUUCCACACCAGCCCCCCAUCAUCGUUACACUCCCCUGAGCCCCAGCACUCCCUCAUCAACUCCACCGUGGACACCCGGGCUGGCGAGAUGACCAUACCACAAAUGCCAGGAUACCCGCUCAGCCCCCCUCCACUACCCACCUCAGCCAUUGGGAGACCUAAUCUGGGGGGCCACCUACGAAACUCAGACAAAUCACUUCAGUGGUACCACCAAUGCCCAAAGUGUGCCCGCGUGUUCCGCCAGCUAGAGAACUAUGCCAACCACCUCAAGAUGCACAAGCUGUUCAUGUGCCUGCUGUGUGGAAAGACGUUCACCCAGAAGGGUAACCUGCACCGGCACAUGCGGGUCCACGCUGGCAUCAAGCCCUUUCAAUGCAACAUAUGUGGCAAGACCUUCACUCAGAAAUGCUCUCUCCUGGACCACCAGAACUUACACAGCGGAGACAAGCCCCAUCGCUGUAACUACUGCGACAUGGUGUUCGCACACAAGCCCGUGCUCCGCAAACAUCUCAAACAAAUCCACGGCAAGAACAGCUUUGACAACGCCAACGAGCGGAGCCUACUACAUGACGGGGUUCUGGAUUUUGAGUAUGGGCAUCUGCAGGACUGUAGCAUGGACAAUAGCAUGGACAAUAAGCCUGUUGUUAUGGAUGACUCUCUUUAGUGCUGUAUCACGUUUAAUUUCUGCUGAGUCAUAAAUUAAUAGCUGCGUAGUAAUGUUAGCUUAAUUGUAAACCGUAUCGUACGGUACUUGAAGGUACAACACUGAAUAUUAGAAUAAAAGUUACUGUAUACAGUACAUGUGUUCAUAUUUCAUAACAAUGUUAAUUUAGUGAAUGAGUUAACAUGAUAUUUAAAAAGCUGCCCUGAUUGUGUGUGGUGUCAUUUUUGUAAACAUGCAAAUGCUUAUUUUAUUUAUGAAUAGACAACAGAAUGUGAAUCUGUUAGAUUUUUUAUCAGAUGAAAGUAGCCAGCUUUAAAAAUGUGUCAUGCUGACAUUUCUGUUAAGUCACAACAAGUGUUCUUAAGUGAAAUGAGUGCCAAAAAUAUUUACUGAAAUGAUUUGUCCUCAGGAGGAUUGUUUUGGCUAAGGUAGCCCACAGUAGGACCAAAGUGAUGAUAGUGUGUCUGUAAAAGAUAAUAUGUUAUUAUUGUCGAUUAAGCCUGUUUUGGAAAUGGGUAGACAAUAAAUGUUGUAUCUUGUAUGAGUACGUGACAUGUGGGUGAGAAGGAUGAGGAUGUUGUGUUUCUACUGUGCCAUAUCAGAGGAGCAGACACCCAACAGGAAAACAAUGAGUCCCACAUUACUUUAAGCGACACUAAAAGCUGAUAUAUUUGCAAUGUUAUUAGAUUGUUAGGUACAGGAUAAUUACAGUGUGUGUACACAUUAGUACUUAGUACAGCCAGUUUGGGGCCAACUGUCAAUUAAAAUGUAUUUGCAAAUCUAAUUGAUAGCCUACAAAGUCCAAACAUGUAUAGUUGUAAGUACUAUGCAACAAUGUGUAUCUACACUGUAAUUACACUGUACCUGUCAAUGUAACCACCAUGUAAAUACUAGUACACAUUUUUUUCUGCACAAUGGAACCAAUCAAGUUACUGUAGUCAGCCUGCAACCCCAAAAGCAUUACUAUGCUUCCUACAGCAGAUGGAGCCAUUGUAUACCAUGUAAUCUCACAACAUGAUGUGCUGUCUUUUGUAUCCUCUGAGAACACUACAUGUAGAUGGCCAUUGUUGUGGUUGUAUCACUGAUGUUACAGUACUGUAUUUCAAGAUUGUAAGAUGAUUUACGUUGAUGACCGUACCUCAUGCCACAGCAUCAGGGUUAUUAUAAUGUAGUAAAUUAAUGGACUCAUCAUGUUUACACUAUUAUUUUUAUCUGCUCCAUUUAGAUAUCAAUAUCCUAUUGUACUUCAUACCAUGCCUUACGAAUAGAUGUAUUCACUGUCACACUGAUCUAUUGUUUUAGUUACAUACAGUACCAGUCAAAGGUUUGGACACA
Messenger RNA from Coregonus clupeaformis (lake whitefish), 3723 nucleotides. RefSeq names its product zinc finger and BTB domain-containing protein 26. The transcript has 2 exons. NCBI's taxonomy places the organism in Eukaryota, Metazoa, Chordata, Actinopteri, Salmoniformes, Salmonidae. Gene Ontology annotation, molecular function: RNA polymerase II cis-regulatory region sequence-specific DNA binding; protein binding; DNA-binding transcription factor activity, RNA polymerase II-specific. Gene Ontology annotation, biological process: regulation of transcription by RNA polymerase II. The record is from RefSeq and is a predicted model, not a curated record. Bases 1030 to 2388 code for a protein of 452 amino acids.